Molecule: messenger RNA, 922 nt
Organism: Manihot esculenta (cassava)
Lineage: Eukaryota; Viridiplantae; Streptophyta; Magnoliopsida; Malpighiales; Euphorbiaceae
Product: thioredoxin domain-containing protein 9 homolog
Exons: 4
Coding region: 138-779 (213 amino acids)
Biological process (GO): microtubule cytoskeleton organization
Cellular component (GO): cytoplasm
Source: RefSeq, a predicted model, not a curated record
GCAACAACUCAGAACAAACUACGUCGUUUUUCAUAUCUCGCCCCUGUAUCCUCUCCACUAGUCAAAAUAUCUUUCUGCAUUUUCAAUUUCCUUUGAACUGCUAAGCGAGGGAGAGCAAGAUCUUCCCUACUCCAGCCAUGGAAAACCCUAAGGUUCAAGAGAUUAUAGAGAAGCAAGUACUUACUGUAGCGAAGGCCGUGGAGGACAAGCUGGAUGAAGAGAUCGCGGCACUUGAGCGUCUUGACAUCGACGAUCUGGAAGUGCUGAGAGAAAGACGCAUACUGCAGAUGAAAAAAAUGGCGGAGAAGCGCAGCCGUUGGAUCUCCCUCGGCCAUGGCGAGUACUCUGAGAUCCCCUCAGAGAAGGACUUCUUCUCUGCUGUUAAAGCCAGCGACCGUGUCGUUUGCCAUUUUUAUCGCGAGAACUGGCCCUGCAAGGUGAUGGACAAGCAUUUGAGCAUAUUAGCAAAGCAACACAUAGAGACACGUUUUGUGAAAAUUCAUGCUGAGAAAAGUCCAUUUUUGGCUGAGCGUCUCAAGAUUGUUGUUCUUCCAACACUUGCCCUUAUAAAGAAUGCCAAAGUGGAUGAUUAUGUGGUGGGGUUUGAUGAACUUGGUGGGACAGAUGAGUUUAGCACAGAAGAUUUAGAGGAAAGGUUGGCCAAAGCUCAAGUCAUCUUUUUUGAGGGUGAAUCAUCACUUAAUCCCUCAAAAUCUAGCACGCAAACCAGGAGAAGUGUUAGGCAAAGUGAAAGCCAUGACUCAUCAGAUUCAGACUGAAAUCUGUUAUGCCUGAUGGCAAUGAUUGUUGUCUGUAGAUUUGUUGGUCAAUAGAAAGAUCUGUUGCUGUUACAUUUGAUGUGGGAAAGUAUUUUAUAUUGGGUGGCAAUUUUAUUUCAGGUGAUUCUCGAGUUUUGUUGUUA